UUUAAAAAUUUGUUUUAAUUGUUAUUUCGUACCAGUUCAUAAGAUAUUCAAUUUAAAAAUUUUGAAAAUGCAUAUUCAAAUAACAGCAUUUACCAUUUGUCAUUUGUUCAUCACUUCAUUAGCGGUGCCACAAAAAGACGAAGAAAAAUUAAAUUCAUCUACAGGUGAUGUUGCACAAAAAAAUGUAUAUAUAGAUUUGAAAGAACUAUUCAAUAAUGUAGUUUCUAAAUUAGAAGAAGACUAUGAAAUAAUAUCACCAAUUAAAAAUAAAUUUCUGAUCAUUUAUAUAGCUAUUCUUGAUGAAAAUUCACUUGAAAACUUAGUUAGACAAUGUAAAGAACUUGGAAAUGAUUUAGACUUCAAUAAAUUUAUGGACAAAUUAAUGCAUUAUAUUACUAAUGAUAUACACAUUACAAUUGACCAAAAUAGAGAUAUCUUUCUGAAGAGUAUGUUCAAAUUCUAUUCAAAUGGGGCUGAAUCUAUUCCCGUAUCAAUAGUUUUAGAUAUGUUAAAUUGCGAAAAAAUUAAAUUAGACAAAGAAGUGUCCAAUGAAAUUAUCGUUUCAACUCGCAGUAAUCAUGAUCAACUAGAUUAUCAGAGUGUAGAAUAUUAUGUAAUUAAUGAUUCAGGAGCAGAAAUUCGAUUUUUCAGAAAUAAUGAAUCCUCAAUUAGAAGCGUAUUUUGAAUUUUUUUUAUAUAAUGUUGAAUUAUGAAAGAUAUAAUUACAGAAAUAAAUAAUUUAUGAAAAUAGA
This is a messenger RNA of Daktulosphaira vitifoliae (grape phylloxera), 752 nucleotides long. RefSeq lists its product as uncharacterized. The record is from RefSeq and is a predicted model, not a curated record. The transcript is spliced from 5 exons. The coding region runs from base 68 to 685 and encodes 205 amino acids. NCBI's taxonomy places the organism in Eukaryota, Metazoa, Arthropoda, Insecta, Hemiptera, Phylloxeridae.